GUAGGAAAGAAGAAGAAUAUAUUUUUUCUUCAAAAGUAUGUCUUUGAAACAGAUUUCUUGAACGCAGCAAAAUUCAACAUUUGAAAUUGUAAAUAUAGUUGAAAACGCUCAAGGCCAGACCCAAAUCACCUGCAAAUCAUGAACGUGAGAAGCUUCAGUAUGCUGCAAAUGCUAAAAAAUUCUUGGCGCACAUUUCCACGGCGCUUCGCCACAAAAGUAACCACUGUCGGUGGUGAUGAAAUUGGCAGUGGUACCGGAAUUGGUCAAAUCACCGGGCGCGUGCGAAGCAAAGACGGUGGCCCGCACAAGGUAAAUAAGCCAUCCAAAGAAAUUGUUACGCAUCUGCCGCCACUAACCGAACCGCUGCCAAACUUGCCGGAGGCCAUUUAUGCAAACCCGUUGGUUGAGAGCGCCUCCACAAAGGUUACAACAUUAAUUAAUGGUCUGCGCAUUGCCUCGGAGCCGCGUUAUGGACAAUUCUGUACUGUGGGUCUGGUGCUGGACUCUGGACCACGCUACGAAGUAGCGUACCCUAGUGGCGUAUCACAUUUUCUUGAGAAGCUUGCGUUCAAUUCAACAGUUAACUUUCCUAACAAGGAUGCAAUACUCAAAGAGUUGGAAAAGAACGGCGGUAUUUGUGAUUGCCAAAGUUCCCGAGAUACCCUUAUAUAUGCGGCCAGCAUUGACAGCCGUGCUCUUGAGUCCGUUACACGUUUGCUGGCUGAUGUAACUUUGCGGCCCACGCUAAGCGAACAAGAAGUCAACUUAGCGCGUCGUGCUGUCAGCUUUGAGUUGGAGACGCUCGGAAUGCGACCCGAGCAGGAACCAAUACUCAUGGACAUGAUUCACGCUGCCGCUUACAGAGACAAUACACUAGGAUUACCAAAACUAUGCCCGCCACAGAAUCUAGACAGCAUUGAUCGCAACGUCUUAAUGAACUAUUUAAAAUAUCAUCACUCUCCGGAUCGCAUGGUCAUUGCUGGUGUUGGCGUGGAUCACGAAGAGCUGGUGGAGCACGUAAGAAAAUACUUUGUCGAAAAUGAAGCAAUUUGGAUGAAUGAAGAAUUGACAAACGUGGCUCCCAAUCAAGUGGACACGUCAGUAGCACAGUACACGGGCGGCAUAGUUAAAGAGCAUUGCGAAAUUCCCAUUUAUGCGGCAGCUGGGCUGCCUGAACUGGCGCACGUUGUACUCGGCUUUGAGGGCUGUUCCCAUCAAGAUUCGGACUUUGUGCCAUUGUGCGUGCUCAACAUUAUGAUGGGCGGCGGUGGUUCAUUCUCCGCCGGUGGCCCUGGCAAGGGCAUGUACUCACGUCUAUACACGAAAGUCUUAAACCGUUACCAUUGGAUGUACAGUGCCACAGCGUAUAAUCAUGCCUAUGUGGACACUGGACUUUUCUGUAUACACGGCAGUGCGCCACCACAGCACAUGCGCGACAUGGUCGAGGUGCUCACGCGUGAACUUAUGAACAUGAGCGCCGAGCCCGGCAACGAAGAAUUAAUGCGUUCCAAAAUCCAACUGCAGUCUAUGCUGUUGAUGAAUCUGGAGUCCAGGCCAGUUGUGUUCGAAGAUGUGGGCCGCCAAGUGCUGGUCACGGGUUAUCGCAAGCGCCCCGAACACUUCAUAAAGGAGAUUGAAAAAGUAACAGCUGCCGACAUUCAACGCGUGGCACAAAGACUGCUCGGCUCAGUACCGUCAGUAGCUGCGCGCGGAGACAUUCAGAAUUUGCCUGAGAUGACAGACAUAACAAGCGCACUCAAUAGCAGCGGGCGCUCGCUUGGUCGCCGUUUAUCGCUCUUUAAGUAAAGCUAAGCUACCCGAAUUAAUACGUUGUUGAAUUCGUAUUGCAUUUUGUACCAUAGCCAUUCAAAUCUAUUUGAUUUUGUUAAAA
Drosophila virilis is the source of this 1891-nucleotide messenger RNA. Its product is annotated as mitochondrial-processing peptidase subunit alpha. NCBI's taxonomy places the organism in Eukaryota, Metazoa, Arthropoda, Insecta, Diptera, Drosophilidae. Gene Ontology annotation, molecular function: metal ion binding; metalloendopeptidase activity. The record is from RefSeq and is a predicted model, not a curated record. Gene Ontology annotation, cellular component: mitochondrion.